Messenger RNA from Dichomitus squalens LYAD-421 SS1, 1123 nucleotides. RefSeq lists its product as uncharacterized. Lineage: Eukaryota; Fungi; Basidiomycota; Agaricomycetes; Polyporales; Polyporaceae. Gene Ontology annotation, molecular function: protein binding. The coding region runs from base 29 to 1072 and encodes 347 amino acids. The record is from RefSeq and is a predicted model, not a curated record. The transcript has 7 exons.
UGGCCUUAUCUCACAAAGUACAAUCAUCAUGUCCUGGCAACUCCGGGAAACUGUCGCAGUCCCAUCCGGGGUGUCUGCGGUAUCGUUCGGAGCAGACGAUACCGUGAUCGCUGGUUCGGAGGACGGCUCUCUGAGAUGGUACACACUUCCCUCGACCAAAGUCGUCAAGGCGAUCAAAGCGCUUGGAGAAGAGAUAGCGUCGAUAGCAUAUCAACCCCCUAAGAAGUCAGAACAAGGCAGCAUCUGGGUUGCAAGCGGUCGCCGAGUACUAUCUUUUCCUUCAGACACGUCGAAAAUGAUCAGCACAAUACAAGAUGCAGUCGUUGUGGUUGACAUUGGCGAAGAUGACGACGACAUUCUCAACGAGCUCAGCAUCAGUGAAAACGGAAAAUACCUUGCAUUCAGCUCAGAUUCUGGUGCCGUCGGGAUCAUGGACCUUUCAUCUAGAUUAGUGACGCGCAUGAAGAGCCGCCACACUACGGUUUGUGGUUCCGUGAAAUUCAUACCAGAUCGCCCUAGCGAGAUUGUUAGUGGCGGGUUUGAUUCCGCUAUCUUGCACUUCGACAUAGGGCAAGGUAGCAUAUUAUCACAACGUGAUAUCACCGCACCACCGCCCUCCGGGGGAAUCUCGCUUUCGCCGCCAUUCGUGCUCUCCUUGUCCGUCGGCCCAUCUGGUCUGUUUGUUGUCAGUACGGCGGAUGGCCGAGCAUGGGUGGGUGGAGGUGGAGAAAAGCGCUCCGACCGCAAGAAGAAAAGACCACGAAGAUGGGAAGGUCUCAAGGAAGACGAUGGCCUCUGGUUGCAAGUAGCCGAUGGUCCCAUCGUUGGAGCUGCAUUCACGCACGACGACCGCUUCCUUACGUGCUCACUUCUAGGAUCACUCGCCGAGUACACUCUGUCCCGGGGCGCAGAUGGGAAACUACGAGCGGAGCAGAGGUGGAGCGCAUCCACGCAAAGCUUGGAGAAGGUGAACGCCAUCGCCGGCAGCCAGUCCCGGGUAGCUGUAGCCGGGUUCGGGAAGGAUGGCAAAGGAGUGAUCGAGAUAUGGCAUACCGUCCAGGACAUGCAGUAGCAUCAUGCAAUCAGACAUGCCCACGAACCUUGACGUGCAUAUAUCAGCCUG